Molecule: messenger RNA, 453 nt
Organism: Gekko japonicus
Lineage: Eukaryota; Metazoa; Chordata; Lepidosauria; Squamata; Gekkonidae
Product: trypsin inhibitor ClTI-1-like
Exons: 4
Coding region: 108-344 (78 amino acids)
Molecular function (GO): serine-type endopeptidase inhibitor activity; protein binding
Source: RefSeq, a predicted model, not a curated record
GUGGCCUCCUUCACGCGCUCUAACGGGCCUCCCAAACACCUCAGGCCGGGUCUGGCCUUUCCCGCUCCUCCUGCCCCUCCUCCUGCCAGUGGCGCCCAGGGAAGAAGAUGAGACGGUCGGUCCCGCUACUGUGGAUGGUGUCAGGGCUAUUGUUGAUGCUUCCUCCAGGGAAGGGGGACUCUGAGCCCGAAUGCAAUCUGUAUGCUUUGCCUGGAUGCCCAAGGAACUUUAAUCCAGUCUGUGGGACUGAUGGAAAAACAUAUCCAAAUGAGUGUACUCUUUGCUCUAUAAACAGGGAGGAAAAGCAGCAUGUUCAGAUUUCCAGCAAAGGCCCGUGCUCGUGAGACCAGCUUCAAGGGGAGACAGUAGAUAUGUAACCUACUAAGAAGCGGAAACCAUCUCUUAAAAGUAGCUUCCAAGCUGCUACAACAGAAACACCCUGUUUAGCCCUUA